AUGCGAGUCCUACUAUUACUGACGACUGCGUCGGCGUUGCGGCCUCUCGCCCUCGACAUCCCGCGCGGCGGCAUCAAAAAGCACGCCGAGAAGGCGAGCAGGCUGGCGACGGUCGGCGCGGCGUUCUUCGCCGCGACGGAGCUCUCGGAGGGCCUUCUCGCGAUCGGCCACCACCACGGCCUCGCGCUCAUCGCGGUCAGCAAGCUCGCACGCGGGUUGCAGCAGGCCGAGUCCGUCGCGGUGGAGUCGAGUAAGCGCCUCGGGAGACUGCUCCGAGCCCCCAUCACGCUUCCGCUCGUGUGUCUCACGGCGAUCGUGACCUCCGCCUGGGAGGUCUGGAAGGACGCGCGGCUCGACGCGAAGGUCGGCGGCCAUCACGGCAUGGUCAUCCUGGCCCUCUACGAGCUCCAGGAGGUCAUCGAGGACGCCGCGGGCGAGGAAUCGAGGGGCCGCUUCGGAAAAAUCAUCCAUUUCCGUCCCCUUAAGCUCGCGCUGGCCCUCGGCGCGCUCGGCGCGGCCGGCUUGGAGCUUUCCGAGGACCUGAGGCCCGGGGCCCACCACGGCGUCGCGCUGCUCGCGGGCGUCCUCGUCGUCAAGACGUGCGUGUCCAUCUGGGAGGCGCGAGAGUAA
This is a messenger RNA of Pelagomonas calceolata, 630 nucleotides long. NCBI's taxonomy places the organism in Eukaryota, Pelagophyceae, Pelagomonadales, Pelagomonadaceae. The record is from the annotation of a GenBank genome assembly.